Messenger RNA from Antechinus flavipes (yellow-footed antechinus), 1428 nucleotides. Its product is annotated as coiled-coil domain-containing protein 115-like. Bases 137 to 469 code for a protein of 110 amino acids. The record is from RefSeq and is a predicted model, not a curated record. The transcript has 2 exons. NCBI's taxonomy places the organism in Eukaryota, Metazoa, Chordata, Mammalia, Dasyuromorphia, Dasyuridae.
GCCCCUUGGCCUUAAUUCUGUCCCCGGGCCUUGGCCUUAACCCUGCUCCCGGCCCCCUAAAAGGCUGGUUCUCCCUUUCUAAGUCUCGCUACACCAUGGUACCAAUGCUGUCAGCCCCCUUCAAUAUGGCUCCUCUAUGACUCCCCUCUUCAGUGUCUGCACUAGUGAGCCCGAGUCCGGUCAGCCCCAGUUCCAGGUGAUUUACACUAAACCCGAGGCCCUGAAGGACUCCAGACCCCAGGAGGCCCAUGUCGUGAUGGACUGUGAGGAGGCCUUGUUUCCCCCAGUGCCUCACGAGCAGCCGCAGCACGAGGUCUCUCCUCUGCUGCCCAGCCCACCGCCUUACACAGAGCCAACUCCUCAGCAGGAUCCCCUGAACUGGUUUGGCAUCUUGGUGCUCCGCAGUCUGCGGCAGGCCCAGGGAACCUUCCAGAAAGGUGAGCCACCCUUAGGGUGCUCCCAAACUUAAGGGAUUGCCCAUUUGUUAGAAACCCAACGGGCCUUUGCCCGGGCCACUUACCUCCCUCCAAGGUAGGGUGAGAGCAAAUCAUAGAAUUUCCCAUUUGCUCCCCAAAGAUUUCUUUGCUCGGUUUUAUUUCCAGGGAGGAUGUGUUGGGGGCAGGUAUCAGGAAAUGCUGCUUGCCUGUAACCCAUCUUUCUUUCUUUUUCCCCGCCCCCCUGUUCUGUACUGUCCAACUCUGCUGAUGGUUGAGGAGAUUACUGAGCUUCAGAACCAAAUCAAGUGGAAAAGAGGCCGGAUUCAAACCCUACGACAGGAGAAGCAGAAACUCCUCCAUCAGUUGAAGAUGGCUUGAAGACAUCAAAAUCUGGGUGCAAAUAAAUGAUCAGUCUCAAGUUUCACGACCACCCGAUCGUGUUUCUAACCUUUUGCCUUCAAGUCCUUUCUAUACCUUGGCUUUUUAGACCCCUGCAGCUUCAGGGCCCCCCUGCACCCGGAUCUGUCUCCCCCUCUGGAUUUGAUUCUCCUGGCUUCUGGCCCAGACAAAUCAUUUUCUGCUUCCUCUUUUCCGGAGUUUAUCCGAUCAGCUGAGAUCCUCUAACAUUUCACCGUGGGCUGACUGGGAAUUGCAGCCUUCCGUGUCUUAUUGUAAUGCCCUAAGAAACUGAAGCAAGACAGAGAUUGGUUUUUAAUCUUUUAAUGUGGAGAGUCUAAUAAACUAGCUGACCGAUGGGACUGGGUCCAAAUCAUUCGGUCUAGAGUGACUGAGGCACAGUGUUUAUAUAGGAUUGUAACUAGGAAAGAAAGCAGGUGAUACAGAAGCAAGAAGAAUGCAAUUAGGUCAUCAGGCCCCCAUUAUACCAAAAAUUAUAUUUCUUACAGCCUAAAGCAAUCCUAAAAUGAUUUCAUAAACAUAAAUUUAUAUAAAUGAAACAUAAUUUUUAUUAAAUAAAGCAUGUACACAAUGA